Molecule: messenger RNA, 387 nt
Organism: Medioppia subpectinata
Lineage: Eukaryota; Metazoa; Arthropoda; Arachnida; Sarcoptiformes; Oppiidae
Source: the annotation of a GenBank genome assembly
AUGUUCGAAGCUACUAGGUUACUCGGUGUACUUGACUAUCGGCGUAACAAUUGCAUGGACAAUUUGAACAAGCAACUACAAGGCGUUUUAGUAUACUCAGCAAAAGCUGGAUUUGGCCGUUUUUGCAAACCCGAGUCCAAGAACUUUGAAAAAUUACUAAGGUACGAAAGUGUCGAACGGUGUUCACCAGAAACAAUAGAAGAUUUACUUACCCUGGUGCGCGGAAUUACCGGAAGCACCAUGGACGUAUUUUGCGGUGAUUAUACAGAGAGUUCAGAUAAAUGCGACAAACUAGAGGCACCUCCAAAAAAGUUAAAAUCUCAACGACGGACCAAAUCGUUUGUUUCGCCUAUGGUUGCCGUUUUAGAGGGCUUUCCCGAAGUAUAG